Theileria parva strain Muguga is the source of this 954-nucleotide messenger RNA. RefSeq names its product Leucine carboxyl methyltransferase family protein (gene LCMT1). The record is from RefSeq and is a predicted model, not a curated record. Gene Ontology annotation, biological process: methylation. The transcript has 10 exons. Gene Ontology annotation, molecular function: methyltransferase activity. NCBI's taxonomy places the organism in Eukaryota, Apicomplexa, Aconoidasida, Piroplasmida, Theileriidae. Bases 1 to 954 code for a protein of 317 amino acids.
AUGGUAAGAUUUACAGAGGCUGAGGAAUAUGUACAAAAGUCAGCUCAAAGUGCUAUACUACACAAACGUAAUGCUGUGAGUGUGAGAUAUUAUGAAGACGAAUUUAUUAAUCAUUUUUCUGACCCUAAACCACAAAUCACAAUCACUUCCCUCAUAUAUACAAUAAGAGUAAAGAGUAUAAGAAUGGCUUUGGACCGAUUUAUUCAGUUAUUCCCAGGAGAAACAGUACAAUUUGUUAAUCUCGGCAGUGGAUUUGAUACCACGUCAUUUUGGUUAAUCCGUAAAUACAACAAUGUUGUGUGUUUUGACACUGAUUUCCCCGAUCAAAUGAAGAGUAAAUCCAGGAUUAUAGCCGAAAAUGACAUAUUUAGAAGAUUGCUACCAGAUCUAAAGCUGGUAAACGGAUUCAUCAAUUCAACUAAAUACAAAACCGCAACAUUUGAUUUAACUGAUAUAAACGGAUUUGACAACUUAAUCAGCGCCGGUUUAUCUCCAGAGCUACCUACGGUAUAUUUGGCUGAAGCAGUUUUCAUGUAUAUUGACACAAAUAAAGUUGAUCCAGUACUCCGGAAAUUAUCAGAAUUCUCUACUUCUUGUCUCAUUUACUGGGAAUUCACAAAUCCUAAUGAUAAAUUUGGUCAAUUAACCAUUCAAACUUUUAAAGAAAAUAACAUUGAACUUACCGGCGUGAAAUAUUCAAUAGAAGAACAUAAUCAAAGAUAUUUGGAUUUGGGUUGGGACGAGGUGGUUUCGGUAAAUAUGAACACAAUGUGGUCACUCCUGGAUCCGCAAGAUAAGCACAGAAUCAAAGGGCUUGAGAGUUUUAAUGAGGUGGAAGAACUUGGAGUCAUUUGCGGCCACUUAAUGCUAGGCUUGGCUAUUAAGAAUUUCAAAGAAUCCUGGGAAUUCAUAUGUAAACUAAGGGAAACGUCCGGGCAACAGUCCUACACAUAA